This is a messenger RNA of Porites lobata, 1650 nucleotides long. The record is from the annotation of a GenBank genome assembly. NCBI's taxonomy places the organism in Eukaryota, Metazoa, Cnidaria, Anthozoa, Scleractinia, Poritidae.
UUGUUUAAACAGGUUCAGCAAGCCAAUGUUGAUGACGAAGAGAUUGCUCGUGCCAUCAACUCCAAGCUCGCAGAGACUCCUGGGAUAUCUUACUCAGAAAUAGCUUCAAAGGCAGUGGACUGUGGACGAACGCACCUGGCCAUCAAGGUUAGUUGAGAGCAUUCACAUGAACAGUAUAAUUAUAGACUAUACGUUCCCAGUUCAAUUUGGGACAUAAACUGGUGUCUUCCGUUAGUAUUUUUCUUGCUAAAUGCACGAGUUUCAAAAUAACGUGGGUUGAUAUAGAAUGGGAUUUUUACCUGCGGGAUUGCGUUUACUGUGAGUAAUCAAGAAUUGUUUCCGUACCUGGAGUAUUAAGACCUCGCUUGCUUUCAGCGCUGCACUUUAUCAGCCAGCUUAAGCAACGACGACGACGACGGCAGUGAAAACGUCACUAAGAAAAUGAAUUUCCCGCGUCCUUUCAAUCUUUAUCGCGUCUAUUUGGAACCGCUUAAUUCGUUAAAUGUAGGCGACUUUUCCUGGAGUUAAAUUCCUAUUGUCUUUAUCCAUGUUCAAAUAGAGAACGGAAAAUUUGUUUUCGUAUGUCCACGUCCUCCAUAAAACGUCGCAUUGGGAGGUUUCACGUCGUAGUCGUGCAGUGGACGUCAAAGAAAUGUACCAAAAGCGUGAUUCACGUGCAGAGCAGUCGUUUUGCUCAUAAAACCAAUUGUUGUUUGACGUUGUUGUUGUUGCAAAACAACGGGCGCUUUCCAUUCAACCAAAACGUUCGAAAAUUGGAAACAGCGGCAAAUGGUACAGAAAUGUCCAGGAAAAGUUUCCAGAAAUUCCGAAAGAUGUUGAAUUUCCGAAAUGUGAACCAUGCAUUCAAUCGAAAAUUCUAGAAAUUCCCGGAAGCAAAGUUCAAUGCAAAAAAAAAUUUCCGAAAAAUUUUUUUUAAAAUUUGGGCACCCGUCGAGAAACAAAACUUACGGCUGCAAAGAAGAGCAAUGAGGGAAAGAAACAUCGAGGGUUUUAACAACUGACGUUUUUAAUUCAAUAUAAAAAAACAUGUUGAAGUUUUAUGCUCUAGCCCUUCGUCAAGCACUCGAAAUGUCCCUACUAUGCCAAAUUUCCUAUGUCAACUUAAUUGAUGAAUAUAAAUUCUUAGCUUUCACCGUGGUUCGCUCGAGGGGUUACCAACAUGCUCGUUUCAUGGGACGUCAACAACACCUGGAACAGAACGGAUCAGAGCAACCCCUGUAACUGACUGAAUAAACGAAAGGUAAGGGAUAGUGCCUCUGGGAAUGAUCUGAUCCGGUUCUGCGGUCCAGGUUUUGCCUACGGCCUUUCUCGUGGCUUCGCCGCCUGUGCCUCCUCGAGGAGACCUGCUUACAGCCUGGCUUAAAGCCAGCCUUGACCUCUAGCUGGAGCAAUCUCACCAUAGUAAGUUCGUCGUUUGACAAUCGGUAAGCGAGCCUAUCAUACCCAAUUCAUGAUUCAGAAUGUAUCUUUCAAGAUGCUCACAUCUUCUUGUUUUUUUUUUACCUGUAGCUUUUGGACUAUGAGGCGGAAGCCGCUGACCAAGUUCCACUGCUCAUGCGCAUGAAUAAAGAUGACCUAGCUCUCGAGAAGGCCAUUAUGAGUGGAGACACGGAUCUGGGUGAGUUGUGA